Patella vulgata (common limpet) is the source of this 2243-nucleotide messenger RNA. RefSeq names its product DNA-directed RNA polymerase I subunit RPA43. Gene Ontology annotation, cellular component: RNA polymerase I complex. Gene Ontology annotation, biological process: DNA-templated transcription initiation. The record is from RefSeq and is a predicted model, not a curated record. Bases 135 to 1469 code for a protein of 444 amino acids. The transcript is spliced from 3 exons. NCBI's taxonomy places the organism in Eukaryota, Metazoa, Mollusca, Gastropoda, Patellidae.
CCUCCAUACGCAUGUUUUGAAAACGUGAAUAUUUGUAUUUUUCGUGUUCUACACGGAGGAUGUCUUAUAAUUAACUUCUAUUACUGAAAUAAAUACGCCUAUUGUUGACAAAAACCUAAGAUCAAAAAUUUCAAAUGUGUUUCAAUGAACGAAUAAACUCUUUAAUGGAGAAAAUAGGGUUCAAUGAGGCUAAAACGUUACUGCAUGAUCAAUAUUCAUGCCUCCAGCUGAUCACAAAGUGCCGAGAUAUAAUAUUAGCACCGAGAUACAUUGGUAAAACUUCACAAGGUAUUACAGAGCAGUUAGACCGAGAAGUGAACCUUUACUCGGAUGUGUUACAAGGUGUUCUUAUAUCAUAUAGUAACAUCAAACUGUUACAGCCACUGAGUUUAACACAUGAUGAUAAACCUUAUUUCAACUUUAAAAUACAAGCAGACUAUAUUGUUUUCCGUCCCUUCGAUGGAUGUAUUUUAAAGGGUGUGGUCAAUAAGACUAGUCAAACUCAUGUUGGAUGUCUUGUACACAGACAUUUUAAUGCCUCUAUACCCAGGCCACGAAAAUAUGGAGAUGGAACUUGGAAAGGCAGUCAACUGGAACAAGGAGAUGAAUUUUACUUCAAAGUUACAUCUGUUUCUUCCAAUAAUAAAGUUUUAUUCAUCCAAGGCACUUUGACAGAUGAACUAUUUCUUAUUAAAAGUCAGAGCAGUGCUACAGAAACAGUCAAUAAACCAAGCGAGAAUACAGAUAUAGAAGAAGAAAUAAAUGAAAGUCUAGAGUCUUCGAAAAGUUCCAAAAAGAAGAAAAAAUCAAAGAAAAGAAAUGAAAAAGACACAACAUUAAUAACGUCUGAGACCAUUCAGGACCCCAAUGAGAGUGAAAUUCAAGAAAACCAAGAUUGUGUAGAAUCAUCUCAAAGAUCUAAGAAAAAGAAAUCUAGACGUAUAAGUGAAAUAGACGUUUCUGAAGACAAAUUUUCUUUUGUGUCUAGUGAUGGUGAAACAUUUCAUGAACCCAACAAGAAUGGAGAGGAAGAAUACACAAAGUCAAUUAAAAAAUCGCAGAAAAAAAAGACAAAAUUAACAGAAAGUAAGGAAAUGGACAAUUCAUUGGCUGUAGAUAAUGUUUCUUCCAAAGCAUUAACAGUAAGUGAGAAAAGGAAGAGAAAAAAGAAAAAGGUCAAAGACACUGAUACAGAUAGUGGCAUUGUUGACACUGAUAUUCCAUUAACAUUAAAUUUAAUUGAUCCAGAAGAAAGUUUACUGAAACACCCGGGUAUUAAAAGGAAAUUGAGUUAUUGUGACAGUGCUGAGGAAAGUUCUGUUGAUGAACCUUCAGUUAAACAAGCCAAACGUAACGAAUCGCAUAUAGAUGAUAGUGCCACAACAGAUAUUAUUACACACAGUGAUACAGAUGACUAUAGAAAAUCUAGUAAGAAAAAGAAGAAACAUAAGUAUAGGCAUAAAGAUUAAGUUGUUAAGGGUGCUAAGAGUUAAGAAUACUAUGUGGUACCGUAUAAGUACAGUAUGGCAGCAUUCUACAAAUGUAAUUAGAUGUUACUUUCAUUCAAGAUUUCAGUUGGCUACUUCAUUAUAAUUGUGACAGUAUUGGUUCUUUAAUCAGGUUCGGACGACAAGACUAGUUUCAGGUUCAUACAAUACUUUUUAUUCUGCUAUAAACAUAUUUACAAUACUUGUACUACAAUACUUAAGUUACAGGUGUUUCAUCUAGUAGCAGUCUUGUUCCCAGCUCGGCUCUCUGGGCUGGCUUGUUGAUAAAACAAUUAGUUUGAAUUUAUAUAUUACUGGGCCGGAUCGAGGUCCAGCCUUGAAUUUGGAAACCACACCCAUGCACCGUGACCUGAUUGGUCAGUAUUAGUCUGGGGUGGGUGGAUGCCCCGAUCGGACAGAUAGUCAUUGACCAAUCCGCUAUGGCCAGGUAUUAUAUUUCAGAUUCAAUUAUGGCCAGAGAUUACAACUGGUCAUUAUGUAAUAAACAGAUUAAGCUUCCUGUACAGGUUGCUUUAUCAUUCCAAGACCUUGCGUAACUCGGGUCAGCUGUGAUGCUUAAUGACAUUCGCACAGCUGUUCGCCGUGUCAAGUCAGUGCCAGCUGUUACAGCUGUUACUCGUCUUGUUAAUCUGAUAAGAUUGCUAAUGUAAGGAAGUUUAAUUGAUAUUUCCUCAAUUGUGUAACAUAAUAUUUUAAAAAUAGAUAAUCAAAAAUAAUUAUAUUUUGAAAAUUUCA